This is a messenger RNA of Physella acuta, 1158 nucleotides long. Its product is annotated as neuronal acetylcholine receptor subunit beta-3. Gene Ontology annotation, molecular function: extracellular ligand-gated monoatomic ion channel activity; transmembrane signaling receptor activity. The record is from RefSeq and is a predicted model, not a curated record. Gene Ontology annotation, cellular component: membrane. Gene Ontology annotation, biological process: monoatomic ion transmembrane transport. Lineage: Eukaryota; Metazoa; Mollusca; Gastropoda; Physidae.
AUGAUUACUAAGAUUGAUCAAAUAAAACUGAAGCAGAUAUGGAGGGACGAGCUGAUGAUAUGGAAUCCUGAUAAAUAUGGAGGCAUUAAGGACAUAGUUUUACCCCAAAAAUCCCUGUGGCGUCCAGACAUCGCAAUCUUCAAUGGCAUAGAGAAAGUGUUUCUAGGAGCUGAAGAGCUUCAGAUUUUUGUCACUUCAGAUGGUCAAGUAAGAUGGGAACCGAUAACAAGUUUGGGAGUCGCUUGUAGUGUGGAUAUAACCAAGUAUCCAUUCGACCAGACCUUGUGUUUCGUCAACGUGACGUCAUGGAUGAACGACGAAUCCACGAUCAAUUUGACAGCAAAUUCUUACCCUGUAAACCUGAAGUCGUUAGUCCCCAACAAGGAAUUUUACAUUUGGUCAGAUGGGAUUGAAAUUACCAGGAACAACUACUACAGGAAGAUCUACAAGUGGAUAAAUUUUAAAAUAAGACUGGAAAGAAGACCUACAUAUCUUAUUAUUACUCUACUAAUGCCCAUUAUGCUGUUGGCUGUCCUGAGCGUCUUCUCCUUCUUUCUAUCACCGGAAGAGACGGAGAAAGUCUCACUCGCCAUCACCAUCCUUCUGUCGUUCACCGUGUUUCUAAGUGUCAUUGAUAACGACCUGCCUCAAACGUCAGACCACAUUUCUCUACUAGUGGUGUACAUCGUGUUACUACUGCUGUUCUCCUUCCUGUCUGUCGCCGGGAAUGCCCUGGUUAUAAUCGUCCAUAGACGGGAUAUGAAGAAAAAUGUUGAGGGCAGUGCUGCUAAAGUUGAAAUCAACAAACAAGGGGAGCUAACCGAAAGCUUGACAGAAAAAGAUGCACAACUUGAUUCUGAUUACAACCACGUAGAGUUCCUUCCUCCUGUUUCACGCUGGAAAGUGUACACCGUGUUCCUGCUUGUGUUCUCAUUUCUGGCUAUUGCCGGAAAUGCCCUGGUUAUAAUUGUCCAUAGACGGGACAAAAAGAAAAAUGUUGAGGGCAGAGCUGCUGAAGUUGAAGGCAACAAAGAAGGGGAGUUAACCGCAAGCUUGACAUCCAUUGGGUUACAAGUAAAUCACAAUAACACAGAGUUCCUUGCCUCUGCAUUAGCGUAUCACAGAACAAGUCCUCGGCCAAGGCUCUCUAGUCUUUAA